AUGACAAAUAGUCUCUUCUGCGAACCGCAUCCGGACUUCGUGGCCCAUAACGCUGCUUCAGCCCUCCUCGUCACCUCGCCCGCUCUCAACGACUGGGUUGGGUACACCGCCAAGGAAACCUAUCCUGCCUCCGUCAAGUUAGUCGAAGCCACCGAGCGCUACGGCUCCAGCCAGCUCACUAACCACGCCGAGUAUAACCUGGCCUUCGAUACUGAUGAGCCAAUGUUUGUGCAUCUCCAGCGCUUUCCGGAGCGGGAGCGCCGACUCGCCAAUAUCAUGGUCGAGAUGACCUCAACCGAGGGGUAUGGCGUCCAUCACCCGGUGGAAGGGUACCCGUGGGAGGAGGUCAAGGGGAAGGUGGUGGAUGUGAGUUGCUCUCCCUCCCCUCCCCAACUUUCCUGGUCAUUGUCAUUUUCGUACCUGUGCCAUGCGAGCAUCGCCAUCAGUCGCAAGUCCCCAGCCGCCCAGCUCGUGCUCCAGGACGCCCAAGGUGUAGUCGAACAGGGCCGCGCCGCCCUGGCCCCUGCACUGACUGAGCGCAUCACCUUCCAGACACACGACUUCUUCACCGCGCAGCUUGUUAGCGCGGACGUGCGCUUUAUUCUGCAUGAUCAUCCCGAUGCUGAGGCAGUCAAGAUCCUGCAGAAUUUUCUACCCGCUAUGAAGAAGGGCAGUCGUAUCAUUCUCAAUGUGGGAGUGCUGCCGGAGCCUUUAACGCUGGGAAGAAGCGAGGAGCGAAUUGCACGAAUCAUGGACAUGGAGAUGAUCACUACUUUCAAUGCACGAGAAAGUCCGCUCGAGGACUGGAAGAAGCCUUGCGGGGAUGCACAUCCUGCACUGGAAUUGCGGCGCAUUUUCAAGCCCACUGGGAGUAUCAUGUCUAUCAUGGAGUUUGUUCUGGAAGAAUAUUUGAGUUAG
Messenger RNA from Aspergillus oryzae RIB40, 918 nucleotides. RefSeq lists its product as uncharacterized. Gene Ontology annotation, molecular function: O-methyltransferase activity. The record is from RefSeq and is a predicted model, not a curated record. The transcript is spliced from 3 exons. Bases 1 to 918 code for a protein of 305 amino acids. Lineage: Eukaryota; Fungi; Ascomycota; Eurotiomycetes; Eurotiales; Aspergillaceae.